AGUGACAUGACAGCUUCUGUCUUGUCAUCUAAUUGUCUCAUUUAUUCACUUAUAUACCGAAUAAUUAAAUUUUAUUUUUAUUUAUAUGAAAUAUUAUCGCUUAUAUUAUUUAUAAGCAAUAUAGUCUAAAACGUUUGUUGUGAUAAUAAACUGAAGUGAACAUGUCGAGACAAGAGAAAAGCUCAAAGCCUGGGUUUGUUAUCAAACUUUCGUGUGAAACCGUGCAAAAAUUGUCCGAAGAAGACCAACAGCCCAAAGAAAAAAGUGAGUCCGCGAUUUCUGCGCAUACAGAUAAUUUGUCAGUUAGCAAAAGUGAAGAAAAGCCCAAGCAGAUUGAAGAUAAUUUUAUAGUUAGUCAGAAUACUGAAACAAAAAGUGAAUUAAAUGUAGAUCCAAAAGAUACAGAUGAUAACCUUCGUAAAAAUGUUAAAAACCUUGAAAAUGAAGAGGAGCUAUUGGAACAAAAUAAAAUAUCCAACACUGAUAUAAUAGAUACUGAUAAAAAAGAUAACAGCAAAGGUAAUGCAACAGCAUGGGGUGAUUAUGCUCCGUACAUUACUUUCGAAGGUGUAAAAGCUAUUUAUACAGAUCCAUCGACACAACAAAAAUAUGUAUGGGAUGAAACGAGUAAUUCUUGGACUCCUAAAAGUGGACAAGAUGUGCCUGGUAGGGUAUACAGCUAUGAAAAUGACACGCAUGUGUACACAGAGCAGGAUGGAUCAAAAUUCUUUUGGGAUGAAGAAAAGAAGGCAUGGAUACCUAAAGUUGAUGAUGAUUUUUUAGCCUUGUAUCAAAUGUCAUAUGGUUUUGUCGAUAACACUCCUAAAGAAGAAAGCAAGGAGGAGAUGGUAAAAAAAGAAGCAAAAAAGAAAGCUGAUGCAACCAGUUUGAAAAGAAAAAAUGAGCCACAGUGGUUUGAACCAUCUGAAGAAACAAAUACAAAGGUGUAUGUAUCAAAUUUGCCAUUGGAUAUAACAGAAGAGGAUUUUGUUAAUUUCAUGCAGAAAUGUGGCCUCGUGGAAAGGGAUCCGAGCACACAGAAAAUGAAGGUGAAAUUGUAUAUGGAUAAAGAGCAAAACUGUUUCAAAGGUGACGCGUUAUGUACAUAUAUAAAAAUUGAAUCUGUUGAUCUAGCAUUGAAACUAUUAGAUGGUAGUGACUUUAAAGGUCAUAAGGUCAAAGUAGAGAGGGCUCAUUUCCAAUUGAAAGGUGAAUAUAACCCUGCUCUAAAACCGAAGAAAAAAAAGAAAAAGGAAUUGGAAAAAAUAAAGAAAAUGCAGCAAAAGUUAUUUGAUUGGCGGCCGGAGAAAUUCAUCGGUGAACGGUCUAAGCAUGAGAGAGUAGUAAUAGUAAAGAACUUGUUUCAGCCCACGGACUUUGAUAAGGAUGUGCAGCUUAUACUUGACUAUCAGCAAGAUUUACGAGAAGAAAGUUCUAAAUGUGGUGAGGUACGUAAGGUGGUCAUCUAUGACAGGCAUCCUGAAGGAGUUGCUCAGAUUACCAUGAAGGAACCUGCAGAAGCUGAUGCAGUGGUCCAAUUAAUUAAUGGAAGGUGGUUUGGUAAAAGGCAAAUUACAGCAGAAAUAUGGGAUGGAAGGACCAAGUAUAGAAUUGCAGAAACAGAUGCAGAUAUAAGCAAGAGAAUAGAUAAGUGGGAUAAGUUUUUAGAAGGAAAAGAAGAUCAAAACAAGGAAAGCAAGCCAGAAGACAAAAAUAAUGAAAAAGAAAGCAGUGAACAAUCUAAUGUUGUAGUCUCUCCAGAAAUGGUUGAAACUAAAAAAGUUGCAUAGUUUCAUUAUGUUUAUUUUAUAAUACAUUUUAUUAUAAGAAUACAUUAAUUAAUCAAAUUAAUAAAUUAUAUUUAUUUGAUUGAAAUAUA
Molecule: messenger RNA, 1879 nt
Organism: Galleria mellonella (greater wax moth)
Lineage: Eukaryota; Metazoa; Arthropoda; Insecta; Lepidoptera; Pyralidae
Gene: barc
Product: HIV Tat-specific factor 1
Exons: 1
Coding region: 162-1790 (542 amino acids)
Biological process (GO): mRNA splicing, via spliceosome
Cellular component (GO): U2 snRNP; U2-type spliceosomal complex
Molecular function (GO): RNA binding
Source: RefSeq, a predicted model, not a curated record